AUGGCAACUCUGCCUCUAGUAAUCCUCGGCCACCACGUCCUCCCAACGCCAACAGUCCACUAUGGAGAUUUGGCAACGUUAGCGCCGGUCACUCCACCAGGCCCAGCUGAACUAGGGGAUAUCGCACUGACCUUCGUUGGAUGCCGUGGCUUCCACGAAGCGACGUUUCCUGGUUAUCCUCAACUUCGCGGUGGUCUUCGUCACAUACCUAGAAUUGUUGCUGGGUCAUUCGUCACACAGCAUGCAUGUCGUCGCGAACGUUCACUGGUAGAGGUCUUCAGCUUGCUGAAGCUCCAAGUAGCACGGGCCGACCCUGGCCUGGCCAAAGGUGCAGAUGCACAAGCAGCUCCUCCUGAGAGGGCCAACUACAAGCCUACGGCUUUACCCCAGUGCGUCAAACACGUUCGAGGAGCUCUCGCCCUACUACCCCCUACACGGCUCCGGCGGCAAACGCCGGCUUGGAUACUCCGGUUUCAAGCUAAGAACCCGGUUGACGCCGCCGCUUUUGCUUAUAAGCAAGGCUCAAUGAAUGGGCAAGGCUUUUUCUGCGAGCACAGCCCCGCAUGGCAUUCCCAGCCGAACAUUAGCAUACUCCCUGGACAACUCGAACGUGCCAGCGGCAAAGGGCCCUCCCAAAGUACUAGAAGAUUCAAGCGACGCUCCACAUCCCCAGCAAGUUUAUUGAUAAGUAGCCAAUCUGGCACCUCAGUGGAAUCAGUUUCAAGCCUGGAGCCGAAACCUCGCCCCCUGCUAAAGCCAAAGGUGCUGAAGCCACCGGCCUUGGAGCCAAAGGAUGAUCUUCGUCAGCGUAUUAUUGCCGCCGUUCGGAAGGGCGGCGAGGGGCCCGAACACGAGGUAUUUUCCAACGUUUCAGAGCAAGAUCAUCAUUACAUCCUGAAUGCAAUUGAAUCCGACGAUAAUCUUAUUCGCAAACUAUCAUACACCCCGCGCCUUCAAAAACUCUCCGUCAACCUGCCGACUCCAGUCCACGAAUCCAUUCUAGCGCCUCUGCGCACUACAAUGGGAAACGUCGUGGCAUCUUUGCCACUUCCACCAGCACUCCAUACCGCCAUCCGCGUGCACAUGAACACGAUGGUCGAAAAAGGGGAAGAUGAUGAGGACGAUGGAGACAAAGAUAACCUCGGCAUCCCCGAUAUGCUAAUUCAACGUGAGACGAGAGAGGAGUUCCACCCGUUAUGGCCUUUCGAAGUAUCUUUCUCCCAAUCUUCAGAGUCGGCAGAAUCGAAGAUUCAACUUUUUGCGGACAAGAACCCCCACAUCGAGGGGGCCACCCAUUUCCACAUCGCCGAGGCAGAAAAACGCACCUUACCGAGCGAUGAAUGGGCGAUCGAGCAGGAGUUAGACAGGAGGAAGGUUGGGGGCAUCAAAGGGAUCAGUGGGAGUGCAGGUGGUACCGGGAUCUUGUUUUGCUCGCACACUUGGCUGCAGCCCCUCAAGAUAACCGUUACGACUUGGCUCCGCCCCCCUAAUGGACGGCACUCUUCCCGCAGCAAGAUGAUGCUGGACUUCGACGUGUCCAGCGUCUAUUCAAGCGCACCCUGGAAAGAGUUCGUGACUCAACGGUCCGGCACCUGGAGGGUGAGCAUCCUCCAAGUAGUGUCGACCCCCUCAAUAAUUGCUUGGGGCGCUUGCGUUGACGGCUUGGAGACGGCCGCCAAGCAAACGGGAUUCAGGAGAUAUCGCAGGUGGCACAGGAACUUCCUAAAGCGCACCAUCGACGAGGUCGAUGAUGCCGAAAUGGUUGAUUCAUCAUCGAAGGCGUUACUACUGGUACUAGCAGUACCGAGUUCAACUUUCAGCACGCUGUGGGUACGAUUGCAAGACCUCCAGGCAUUCCAGGCAUUCCAGGCUAAGAAGGAUGGUGGAGCGCAGAUUCCAGAAAGCGCCUUAGAAAAACUUCCGUUGGAUUACACAAGUACUAUGCAUCAUGAUUGGUGGUAG
This is a messenger RNA of Suillus plorans, 1962 nucleotides long. RefSeq lists its product as uncharacterized. NCBI's taxonomy places the organism in Eukaryota, Fungi, Basidiomycota, Agaricomycetes, Boletales, Suillaceae. The record is from RefSeq and is a predicted model, not a curated record. Bases 1 to 1962 code for a protein of 653 amino acids. The transcript has 14 exons.